AUUUCUGCCCAAUGCGCGCGCUCUGAUGUGACAUAAUGGAACGUGCGAGCCUAGAAAAGCUCGAGGCGGUGCACGCGGGCGUGCAUUACACUCAGAACCCGCUCGAGAGCAGAAGAUCGCCAGCGGUUUCAGUAUUAGAAUUACUGAAAAUAUUAAUUUAACAAGAGAUAUUUUACACUACGGUUUAUUUCUGUGAGGUUAUGGGCAGGGCGCCGCUCUGAGGGAGUGUCGAGCAGCACGACUUUUCUCAUUUUUUACCCACGGAAAUAAUGAUGAAGAAGGAUAUUAAUUUGAGUCUGGCGGAAGACGCGAACCUCAAACCGCAUCUCCGCGACGCCGAGAGCAUCCUCAGCUCCCCGGACCUGGGGCUGCUCAAGCUAGCCUCUCCGGAGCUGGAGAGACUAAUCAUCCAGUCCAACGGCAUGGUCACCACGACGCCGACCAGCUCCCAGUUCCUCUACCCGAAGACGGUAACGGACGAGCAGGAGUUCGCCGAGGGCUUCGUGAAGGCGCUGGAGGACCUGCACAAGCAGAACCAGCUGAACGGAGAAGGGCAGACGAACGGCAGCCUGGAUCUGGGCGCCAACAUCGCCCCGGUCACCGUCCAACCGGAUCUACCGGUGUACACGAACCUGAACAGUUUCGGCACCGGGCCGCUGGGAACCACCGUCAACUACUCCACGGACACAGUCCCUUUCCCGCCUCCUCCAUCACAUCAUCUGGGGGCAGCCCCGCCGCAGUCGGAGCUCUCUCGGGUCCAGCCGCUGAAGGAGGAGCCUCAGACGGUCCCCGACGUUCAGAGCUUCGGCGAGAGCCCGCCGCUGUCCCCCGUCGACAUGGACACGCAGGAGCGCAUCAAAGCCGAGAGGAAGAGGCUCAGGAACCGGAUCGCGGCUUCCAAGUGUCGGAGGCGCAAACUGGAGCGGAUCUCUAGGCUGGAGGACAAGGUCAAAACGCUGAAAAGUCAGAACACCGACCUGGCCUCGACGGCUAGCCUGCUAAGGGAGCAAGUGGCCCAGCUGAAACAGAAAGUCCUCACCCACGUUAACAGCGGCUGCCAGCUGCUGCCACACGAAGUUCAAGUGCACUAGUCAGAGGGACAGACCUGCCAUUGGGGCUACGGACCAGCAUAUAAGCUUCAUGGACUUUGUUAAUGUUAUUUUUUUUUCUGUAUGUAGCGUAGCCCAGAUGUGUGCCGCUCUCGGUUGGACGAAUGCCAGGCCACGUAGGCCAAAUUGUAUGUUAAUAAUUGUCUGUUUUAAAAUGCUUUGAACAUCGGUAAAAUGUAAACAUCUGUGGUAGAACAUAAUAUAAGAUAAUGGUUAAUGAGACCCUUCCGCAAUAAUCGGCAAAUAAUUUGGAGAAGUUUUAUUUCUUAUUUCUAAAAUCCACAUGGCUCCACUGUAGCCUCCGCCCAGGUGAAGGCAGCAAAUCAGUAUUAAUCACUGAAUUUGUCAGUAAACAGUCGCCUAUUGGUUUAUUGGAUGUAUGCCGAAAUAAAGAGCGUUUACCUUUGAUAUGUUCAAUGUAUAAAAUCCAGUUCUACCUCGUGUCUGUGUUUACUGGUGAACAAGGCAGCUUUGAACUACCAUUUUUUUCAAUGGAAUUUGGCCCUAGGCUUCAUUGAUGAUGAAAAAAGGCACUUAUUGGGGGCUACAUGCUCAACUUCGAGUACAGACGGCACACAUAUAGAUUUUUUCUUGCAAAUGUUUACAGACUGGCAUUGUCUACACAGUCUCAAACCUGGACCAAACAGAUGUACAAUGUUUUUUACAAGAAUAUGCAUAUUUAUGACACAGAUAUCCUUAACGUACCAGGAAUUGGCUUUAAGAAAAAUGCAUAUACACCCAUAUUUGAUAUGAUAAGCGAUAAUCUGUAUAUUUAACCUAUUUAUCAUAUGUUUCUGUAGGGAACAAUUUGCAUGUUGUUGACAAACUCGAAUGUUGCCCACAGCUGGGUGUCACAGGGCGCAGUUAAUCAGUGUUUAUUAUCUUUAACCUUUACAAACACUUGUAUUUAUCUAUUUUUUACUCCACUGUGUCCCUAUUUCAGUGUGUUCCCAUUUUAAAUGUGAAGAGUCGUAACCUUUUUGUUGCACUGACUGUUGCUGUCACCUCUAGCCUACAGUUAUUUGGCUUCAUGCCGCUGUGUUCUGAAUUAAAUGCUGCUCGGCAAUAAACACUGUUUCCUCUAA
Messenger RNA from Lates calcarifer (barramundi perch), 2194 nucleotides. Its product is annotated as transcription factor JunD. The record is from RefSeq and is a predicted model, not a curated record. Gene Ontology annotation, molecular function: transcription factor binding; DNA-binding transcription factor activity, RNA polymerase II-specific; RNA polymerase II cis-regulatory region sequence-specific DNA binding. Bases 270 to 1091 code for a protein of 273 amino acids. NCBI's taxonomy places the organism in Eukaryota, Metazoa, Chordata, Actinopteri, Centropomidae. Gene Ontology annotation, biological process: regulation of cell cycle; regulation of transcription by RNA polymerase II; regulation of cell population proliferation. The transcript has a single exon. Gene Ontology annotation, cellular component: transcription regulator complex.